Etheostoma cragini (Arkansas darter) is the source of this 434-nucleotide messenger RNA. RefSeq names its product eukaryotic initiation factor 4A-III-A-like. The coding region runs from base 111 to 419 and encodes 102 amino acids. Gene Ontology annotation, cellular component: cytoplasmic stress granule. Gene Ontology annotation, biological process: cytoplasmic translational initiation. The record is from RefSeq and is a predicted model, not a curated record. Gene Ontology annotation, molecular function: translation initiation factor activity; ATP binding; RNA helicase activity. The transcript has 3 exons. Lineage: Eukaryota; Metazoa; Chordata; Actinopteri; Perciformes; Percidae.
UCACAAAGACAGGUCAGCGUCACCGGCGCGACACUCUGCGCUCUUUCCCCCCUUGCUAGCGGAAGGUUUAACGGAGCUACACGGCGCUUUCAGCGGAAUAAAGAAGAGAAAUGACGGCCGCCGCGGUUCAGGGCAGGAAGAGACUUCUCCGGGAAGAAGACAUGACUAAGGUGGAGUUUGAGACCAGCGAGGAGGUGGAUGUGACCCCCACCUUCGACACCAUGGGGCUGCGGGAGGACCUGCUCCGCGGCAUCUACGCUUACGGGUUCGAGAAGCCGUCAGCCAUCCAGCAGCGAGCCAUCAAACAGAUCAUCAAAGGCCGAGACGUCAUCGCCCAGUCACAGUCGGGAACGGGAAAGACGGCCACGUUCUGCGUGUCGGUGCUGCAGUGUCUCGACAUCCAGGUCAGUCUUAGAUAGAACUACAGGACGUCU